AUGUCACCCUUCGAUCUCCACCACUUCACCGCCUCGUUCGAGCCGAUUCUUCAUUUUAUCAUUCUUCAUAGAUCGCCUCUGUUUGCUUUCCGGUGGCGCAGGCCGGUGCGCGAGAAAAUGGAGGAGGUGUUGACGGAGGAGAAGUGGAAGGCGUCCAAGAAGCAAGGGGUGUUAGGACGAUCGGCGAGCACGCGAGUGAGGAGCACUGCGUCGAGGGCGACGCCGGUGACGCGGUCGUCGUCAGGGCGGUGCGCGAGGCUGGUGAAGGAGCAGAGGGCAAGGUUCUACAUUGUGCGCCGCUGCGUCAGCAUGCUCGUCCGCUGGCGAGACUGCUCUUGA
Molecule: messenger RNA, 339 nt
Organism: Zingiber officinale
Lineage: Eukaryota; Viridiplantae; Streptophyta; Magnoliopsida; Zingiberales; Zingiberaceae
Product: small polypeptide DEVIL 11-like
Exons: 2
Coding region: 1-339 (112 amino acids)
Biological process (GO): negative regulation of cell population proliferation
Source: RefSeq, a predicted model, not a curated record